GACAAAAGAAUAUGCCUUUUUUGUUUUCCCCUUGGGUGCUUCUUAGUUGGCUUUCAAGAUGCAGGGGUAUUACCAUAAUUUGCCAUUGGGCGUGCUUCAUUUUUGUCUAAACUGAUUUAUACUCCCCCGAACAUCCUUAUUCUUUUCUUGGCAUCGAUGCCUCUUUGGUGUAACUUCAUUUGAGGUGUGAUCUUUGUAAGAAAGGUGUGAUGUUGGGGUAGCCAUGACGAAAAUAGAAUUCUGACUUCCUCUUUGGAAAAUGGGUGUCAGGCAGUUUUAGUGGCAAGUAGACGUGAAGGGUGGGAACAAGAAAAGUUGAGUUUUCGGCUUUUGGUGGGGAGUGUAGGGGUCAGGGAGGAGGAACCCUAAUCAUAAAAGGGUCAGAUCUUUCGUGGGUGUUAUGGGAUUUCAUGAUCUGGGCGUUGCUUUAUUUGCGGGUACGGUUGUUGGGGGCUCAUAGUUUCUUUUGGAGGAUUUGAAGAUGAGUUGCUUCCCGUGCUUUGGAUCCAAGAAGGAGGAUGUGAAUCCUGCGAAGCCUGAGGGUGGGAAGGAUAUUAGGAAGGAUGGGCAGGUUUCAACUGGUUCUCAUAUCAGCAGAGUUAGCUCAGAAAAAUUGAAAUCUAGAAGCGUCAAUGAUUCUAAGAAGGAAAGUUCUGCUCCUGGAUCUACGCCAAAUAUUGCUGCUCAAACAUUUACCUUUCGGGAGCUCGCUGUGGCAACCAAGAAUUUUCGGCAGGAAUGCCUUUUGGGCGAGGGUGGUUUUGGCCGGGUUUAUAAGGGUCGGCUGGAGACUGGACAGGUGGUUGCCGUGAAGCAACUUGAUAGAAAUGGCCUACAGGGAAACAGGGAGUUCUUGGUGGAGGUUUUAAUGCUUAGCCUUUUGCAUCAUCCGAAUCUUGUGAAUUUGAUUGGUUAUUGUGCUGAUGGGGAUCAGCGGCUUCUAGUCUAUGAGUUUAUGCCAUUGGGUUCAUUGGAGGAUCAUUUACAUGAUCUUCCACCAGAUAAAGAGCCACUUGACUGGAACACGAGGAUGAAAAUUGCAGCAGGUGCAGCUAAGGGUUUGGAGUACUUACAUGACAAAGCAAAUCCUCCUGUUAUCUACAGGGAUCUCAAAUCAUCAAAUAUACUACUUGGUGAAGGCUUUUUUCCAAAGUUGUCAGACUUCGGUCUUGCAAAGUUGGGUCCAGUUGGUGAUAAGACUCAUGUCUCCACAAGGGUGAUGGGAACAUAUGGUUACUGUGCACCAGAAUAUGCUAUGACAGGACAGCUGACGCUGAAAUCUGACGUCUAUAGUUUUGGUGUAGUUUUCCUUGAACUUAUUACCGGGCGUAAAGCAAUUGACAACGCUAGAGCUGCUGGAGAGCAAAACCUUGUUGCAUGGGCACGUCCACUAUUCAAGGACCGCAGGAAAUUCCCGAAGAUGGCAGAUCCACUGUUACAAGGGCAUUAUCCUAUGAGGGGUCUUUAUCAAGCUCUUGCUGUUGCUGCUAUGUGCCUGCAAGAGCAAGCAGCAACUCGUCCUCUCAUCGGGGAUGUCGUGACUGCACUCUCGUAUUUAGCUUCCCAAACUUAUGACCCAAAUGCUGCUGCUGCUCAACAUAGCAGAGGUGGCCCGUCCACUCCAAGAGCAAGAGAUGAGAGGAGGGCUGCAAUUGGUGGAGCUGAUUCACCGGCUAGCAGACACUCUGUCCAAUCAUCACACCAGAAUUCUCCCAAUUUUCGGCACAAGGACUCCAGUCAGGGAGUAGUGUUUGGACCAGAAGUAGGUACAGCUGAAUCAGGAGGUGGUUCUGGAAGGAGAUGGGACUUGGACGGUUCUGACAAUGCUGGCUCUCAAAGGGACAGUCCAGUUCAUGGAGGGAGAGCCAGGAACCUCAAUCGUGACCUUGAUCGAGAGAGGGCCGUCGCAGAGGCAAAAGUCUGGGGAGAAAACUGGAGAGACAGGAGGCGGUCCACUGCACAAGGAAGCUUUGACAGCACAAAUGAUUGAACGAGAACAAAAACAGUUACACAUGAUUACAUGUUCUGUUUGUCUUAAUGAUCCAUGGUGGAGGCACGUGAUUGAUGCUGUUUCAGAAGUGGCCGCUAACCAUAAAGAAGGAACAAAAUGGGAUCAUGCAAACCAGUGAAUCAGUUCAUUCUUGGUUUCCAUUCUCAAGCCAAGGAAAUAAGGUAGAUAGUUGUGCAGCAGCAGCAGGUUCCACUUAGUUGGUUCCUCGUGUUGUGUUGCCCCUCUUCUUGUGUUGUCUAAUCUGAUGAGAUGUGCUGCCUGAAAUUCAUGCUUUUGGUCGGAAAAGGGUGCAAUUUGGGAGUCAUUCCCUUGUAGACAAGGAAUGGUUGUACAAUGUAGAUUUAUGAUGGUAUAUUACACUGGACGAGUUGAAACAUGCCACUGCUUGUACUUUCUGUUGUAUUUAGGGCUUCACGAUGCCCAAGAGAGGAUGUCUUGAAUAGGAUGCUUUUUCCAGUUCUCA
Messenger RNA from Nymphaea colorata (pocket water lily), 2474 nucleotides. Its product is annotated as serine/threonine-protein kinase PBL27-like. Bases 482 to 1990 code for a protein of 502 amino acids. The transcript has 5 exons. Gene Ontology annotation, biological process: protein phosphorylation. NCBI's taxonomy places the organism in Eukaryota, Viridiplantae, Streptophyta, Magnoliopsida, Nymphaeales, Nymphaeaceae. The record is from RefSeq and is a predicted model, not a curated record. Gene Ontology annotation, molecular function: protein kinase activity; ATP binding.